Messenger RNA from Phytophthora nicotianae INRA-310, 369 nucleotides. RefSeq lists its product as hypothetical. The transcript has a single exon. Lineage: Eukaryota; Oomycota; Peronosporomycetes; Peronosporales; Peronosporaceae. Bases 1 to 369 code for a protein of 122 amino acids. The record is from RefSeq and is a predicted model, not a curated record.
AUGGAAGUCAACAUCUAUCGUGCUCCUUACACGAAAACACAAAGUCCAGAAGAAAUUCGUUAUUGCCUUCCCAAAGCACUAUGUUACGAGUGCAUCGCAGGGAUUAAACUUUACAGACAAUCGUUCGCGGGCGAUCGCAAAUCGGGCAGAAUUGGAAUGUGUAUCAAGAAGAUGGGAGCAUUUGCAGAGAAAGACUUGAUGGCAAUGCGAGACUGGCAUGACGAAUUCCCUAAGUCGUCUGCAUUAAAGGAUCUGGCAGAGUGGAUAAGAGUGUCUAGAUUCGUAAGAAUAUCUUUGCCUAGUCCACUUAGCUACUGCGCAACGGUGAACAUGGAAGCCUCCGCAAAAAAAGGAGACGGUAGACAUUGA